AUGCUUCGCUGGACGUCGCGCUACUUGUGUGCCUCUGCCGCGGCGGCUGCGGGGUCUGAGGUGCACCGCGACGUCGAGGAGUUCGCCGUUGUCAUUGUGGGCGGUGGUCCUUCGGGGCUCUCGGCUGCCAUUCGGCUGAAGCAGCUCGCCGGGGACCAGAGGGACUCUUUCCGCGUCGGCCUCGUCGAAAAGGGCAGCGAGAUUGGCGCCCACACGCUCUCCGGCGCCUGUGUGGAGCCUCACGGGCUGGAUGAGUUGCUGCCCGGGUGGCGUGAGCAGGAGGGAUCCCUUCUUGCCAGCAUGACACCCGUCACGUCCGACGCCUUUCAUGUGCUGAUAGGACCGUCACGAAGCGUGAAGGUGCCGUGGCUGCCCUCGACGCUGCACAAUCGCGGCAACUACAUCACGUCUCUCGGCGGCAUGUGCAAGUGGCUUGGCGAGCAGGCCGAGGCGCUCGGGGUGGAGAUCUACCCCGGCUUUGCGGCGGCGGACGUCGUCGUUGACGAGGCGACCGGGGCCGUGACGGGGGUGCAGCUGAAUGACAGGGGUGUCGACAAGAACGGACGGAAGACGGCGCACUACGAGCCCGGGAUGAUCUUCCGCGCAAAGCAGACCAUCUUCGCCGAGGGCUGCCGCGGAUCCUGCACGAAGCAGUUGGAGAAGCGUUUUGGGCUGCGCACCGCCGACAACCCGCAGACGUUCGGACUCGGCAUCAAGGAGGUGUGGGAGGUGCCGAAGGAGCGGCACCACCCAGGCACCGUCAUGCACACGGUGGGGUGGCCGACGACAGACAAGGGGCACGACAACACCUACGGCGGCUCCUUCCUCUACCACUACGGUGACGGCCUCAUUUCGUGCGGUUACGUGGUCGGCCUCGACUACUCGAACCCGUACUGCCGGCCGUACAUGGAGAUGCAGAAGUGGAAGACGCAUGACCUCAUUCGAGGGCAGCUAGAGGGCGGCCGACCGAUCCUGUACGGUGCGCGCACGUUGGUCGAGGGCGGCUUCAGCGCGUUGCCGAGGCUGCACUUCCCCGGCGGCGUGCUGGUGGGGGACUGCGCUGGUUUUUUGAACCUUCCAAAGAUCAAGGGCACGCACACAGCCAUGAAGUCUGGCAUGCUGGCUGCCGAGGCCGUCUACGAGGACGCCUUCAAGGGCGGCAAGGAGGAGGGGGCCAGCGGCGUGGAAUGCAAGAGCUACGACGACUACUUCCGUAGCAGCUGGCUGUACAACGAGCUCUACACGGUGCGCAACGUGCGGCAGAGCUUCCACAAGAGCUUCAAGUGGGGGAUGCUCUACACCGGCAUUACCUCACUCCUGCUGCACGGCCGCGAACCGUGGACGCUGAAGCACACCACACCAGACAACUUGUCGUUGAAACCGGCGAAAGAAUGCGUGGAGAUUGAGUACCCGAAGCCGGACGACACGCUCACCUUCGACCUGCUUACCAACCACAGCCGUAGCGGGACGGCCCACAGUGCUGACCAGCCGUGCCAUCUGCGCCUGAAGGACUCCAAGGUUGCCGAGGAGGUGAACCUAAAGACGUAUGCAGGGCCGGAGGCGCGCUUCUGCCCAGCUGGUGUGUACGAGUUCGUCAGCGACAAGUUGGUGAUCAACGCACAGAACUGCCUCCACUGCAAGGCGUGCGACAUCAAGGAUCCGACGCAGAACAUCAACUGGACGGUGCCCGAGGGCGGCGGUGGCCCCAACUACCAGGGCCAGAUGUAA
Molecule: messenger RNA, 1728 nt
Organism: Leishmania mexicana MHOM/GT/2001/U1103
Lineage: Eukaryota; Euglenozoa; Kinetoplastea; Trypanosomatida; Trypanosomatidae
Product: putative electron transfer flavoprotein-ubiquinone oxidoreductase
Exons: 1
Coding region: 1-1728 (575 amino acids)
Biological process (GO): electron transport chain
Cellular component (GO): mitochondrial inner membrane
Molecular function (GO): iron-sulfur cluster binding; electron-transferring-flavoprotein dehydrogenase activity
Source: RefSeq, a predicted model, not a curated record